Vigna unguiculata (cowpea) is the source of this 1181-nucleotide messenger RNA. RefSeq names its product 3-isopropylmalate dehydratase small subunit 1-like. The record is from RefSeq and is a predicted model, not a curated record. Gene Ontology annotation, molecular function: hydro-lyase activity. NCBI's taxonomy places the organism in Eukaryota, Viridiplantae, Streptophyta, Magnoliopsida, Fabales, Fabaceae.
ACAUAAAUUACCAUGAACGUUCUGCAGAGGAAAUUGAGUGAGUGAGUGAGAAAGGUAUUGAAAUGAAAACAAUGGCGUCGUUAUUCUCUGCAACUGCAACCGUUAUUCCUCGAAACCUCGCCGUGUCUUCUUCCGGCAAACGCUUUGUCGGCCACUCUCUUCUUUCUUCUUCUUCUCCGCCCUUCCUCUCAUUUCCCACUCCCAAAUCAAACCCUCGUAAUCGUCUCACCGUUUCCCUCCAAUCCCCACGCGCCCAAUCCAGCGCGUCAUCCUCUCCCUCCGCCACUUUCCACGGCCUCUGCUAUGUUGUCGGCGACAACAUCGACACGGACCAGAUCAUCCCCGCGGAAUACCUCACCCUCGUUCCUUCCAAGCCCGACGAGUACGAGAAGCUCGGCUCCUACGCCCUGGUCGGCCUCCCCGCCUCCUACGCCACGCGUUUCAUUGAACCCGGCGAGACCAAGACCAAGUACGCCAUUGUCAUCGGCGGCGCCAACUUCGGCUGCGGCUCCUCCCGCGAGCACGCGCCCGUAGCGUUGGGCGCCUCCGGCGCUGCCGCCGUGGUCGCGGAGUCGUACGCGCGGAUCUUUUUCCGGAAUUCGGUGGCCACCGGCGAGGUGUACCCGCUGGAGUCGGAGACCCGCCUCUGCGAGGAGUGCCGCACCGGUGAUGUUGUCACGAUCGAGCUCGGAGAGAGCCGCUUGAUUAAUCACACCACCGGGAAGGAAUAUCGGUUGAAGCCGAUCGGUGACGCUGGUCCGGUUAUUGAGGCUGGUGGCAUCUUUGCCUAUGCGAGGAAGUCCGGCAUGAUUCCCUCUCGUUGAGUUCUAUGUUUUCUUUUAGGGGAAGCUGGAAGCGUUCAUGGAUUUGUUGGAACCGUGUCACCUUUGGCAGCAGCAACUACCCGAUUAUUUGAGUAUUUGCAACUUAUUGCCUUCUCUAUGCAUAUUUUUUCUCGUAGUAUGCAGUUUAGACAUUUGACAGUUCUUCAGAUAGGCUACUACUGCUUUGUCUUUCUAAGGUGAAAUUAAUUUGGAUGAAGGAAGAUUAGUACUGUAGUUUGGCUUUAGAAUUAUUUUGUACUUGGGAAAUAUGAAGUUUUCCUCGAUGUCAAAGAUUGGAUGAAUGUUGCAUCAGCAGGAACUUUAUUAUAUUAUAGUUUUUAAUCCUUGCUUUGCGCA